Tripterygium wilfordii is the source of this 1267-nucleotide messenger RNA. RefSeq names its product transcription factor bHLH14-like. The transcript has 2 exons. Lineage: Eukaryota; Viridiplantae; Streptophyta; Magnoliopsida; Celastrales; Celastraceae. Bases 243 to 1154 code for a protein of 303 amino acids. Gene Ontology annotation, cellular component: nucleus. The record is from RefSeq and is a predicted model, not a curated record. Gene Ontology annotation, molecular function: protein dimerization activity; transcription cis-regulatory region binding; DNA-binding transcription factor activity. Gene Ontology annotation, biological process: regulation of DNA-templated transcription.
UCUUGUGCAUAUGCUUUAAAACUCUCCUUAUAUACAUAUGUGUAUAUAAUGCAACUUCAAGUAGAACUCAAUAGAAGAAAUGAUGAUGAAUCUCUCUUCCUCUUCUUCAUCAAUAGUACUACCAGACUCCGUGAACCACCAAACCCAGCUAAUGCUUCAACAACAAUUGCAAUUGAUUGCUCACAGCUUUCCUCCUGAGUGGGGGGUUUACUCCAUAUAUUGGCAAGCAGAGAAAGACUUGAAUGGCCACCUUGUUUUAUCAUUCUGUGAUGGUCAUUUCAAAGGCAACAAUUCUGGCUCACUCCAAGACUGUGAAAGGAAUUCAAGAAAUCAACAACAUGUUGGAGUGUCAAAGAGUUAAGGAAGCUCACAUCCAUGGCAUCGAGACACUGGUCUUUGUUUCCACAACAUCUGGUGGAGUUGUUGAAUUGGGUUCCUCAUAUUCAAUUGAAGAAGACCCGGUUCUUGUGCAACAAAUCAAAUCAAUGUUCCAAAUCAAGCACAUCAACACAUCUUCAUUUGGUGUGCCAUAUAUUGAUUUAUUAGAUAUUACUAAUAAGUCAUAUUCUUCUGAUUCUCAUCAUCAUAACAAACAAAAUGUUAUGUCCAAUAAGAAGGGGAGAAGGGCAGUAAUGAGUCCCAAGAAAUCACCAAUUGAGGCGGAGAGGCAGCGGCGAGAGAGGCUAAACGGCCGUUUCUACGCGCUCCGAUCGGUGGUUCCAACUAUUUCAAAGAUGGACAAAGCAUCUUUACUUGCAGAUGCUGUGGCUUACAUUCAGGAGCUCAAGGCCAAAGUUGAUGAAUAUAAGGUCAAGCUUGAAAUAUUGUCAUCACAAAGGCCUAAUUUGAAAAAUUACAAUAAAAGUAGUAGCAAUUUUGAUCUUGAAGAGUCAUCGAAGGCAAUGGAUGUGGAUGUAAAGAUUAUAGGGUCUGAAGCCUUGAUCAGAGUUCACUGUCCGGAUGUGAACAACCCGAUCGCGAGACUGAUGGAUAUGCUUAGAGAAUUUGAGUUUCGAAUUCACCAUGCGAACAUAUCUAGUGUUGAAGACAUGAUGCUUCAAGAUGUUGUGGUUAGGGUUCCCGACUGGUUCAUGAUGAGUGAGGAAGCUAUGAAAAGUGUUGUCCUUCAGAGGCUAAAAGCACAAUUAGGCUAAUAGAGUUUAUAUGAAGUUUCACAUCGUGUCAUAAUAGAGUUGAUAGUAUGAACAAACUUUUCACUUUUCACAUUUUUAUCCAAUUUCGAAUAAAAUUUAAUCUUUUCGCAUCA